Messenger RNA from Setaria italica (foxtail millet), 2503 nucleotides. RefSeq lists its product as uncharacterized. NCBI's taxonomy places the organism in Eukaryota, Viridiplantae, Streptophyta, Magnoliopsida, Poales, Poaceae. The transcript has 12 exons. The record is from RefSeq and is a predicted model, not a curated record. The coding region runs from base 732 to 1223 and encodes 163 amino acids.
UUGCAACAUUUUAAGUCAGUUUGCUUUGUAAGCUUGUACUGUCCAUUUUUCCUUACUGGCACCAUAUCUUUUGUAAACUAUGACCAGAUCUUUUCUUCUUACAAUAGUUGUGCAUGCACUUCUUUUCUUGGCUGUUUUUGCAUGUCUUAUCUUGGCACAAAUUUAAUUCUUCAUAUAGGUGCAUCUUGAUUUCAGUAACCUUUGUGACUGCUGGAUGAGCUUAUAGUGAAUUUUGGAUAUUUAGCUAUGAUAUUAACACCUACCACAUUUGCUUGUUAGCUUACUUUCUUUUCCUUUUCAGACAUUGUUGGCUAAUUGGCAAGGUACGGGCCCCUCACAGAUUCUGUAAUCGCCCUGCAGGCCAACAUUUUAGCAGGAGGGUCUACCAAUUUUUUAACUGAAACAACAACUCAUUGAAAUGCCAUUCUCUUGAAGUAUAAUGUGAUUUUGUUUAUCUUUUCUCAGUCAAAUCAUUCUGUGCAUUUCAGGUGAUUUUUUCAGUCAAAUCAUUCUCUGCAUUAGAAGGUUGCAGCCUAAGAGCCUCCUGAUUUCCGCAGUUGAGUGCCUUGAAUGUUUCUUCAGUAGCAGAUUGUUAUCUACGAAACACUGGCAGAUUUAAGUUACAGGUACUAUCGCGUUGGUGGAAGGGUCAAGGCGGUCUAGGGAACCUUUUAAAGAACUCACAAACAUAACAAUUCUAGGUACGCAAACCCCGGAUCAUGUAGAUCCUAAUGAACGUGAUAGAGAGGGUAAGAGGAGAAACAUGGAACAAGGUGCCAUUCAGCACAUUCCAAACCAUCGCCAAGAUGACAGUGUACACAUGGAGGCAGAUGAAAACGAUAGCUGGCUCCAUAGGGGAGAUUUGGGAGAAAAUAAAGACAUACUUCAUGUGGGGACAGGUGAAUCAGAAGGCUACUUUUGGUGAGAUGGAAGAUUUAUGCGAUCAGAGUUGUAUCAACCCUAUAUGUGAAGGAGAUAUAAACGCUGCAUUACGCAUUGAUGAUGCUACUCUUGGUGACAUGGGGGACGUUUGCGUUGAAAGUUAUAGCAGUACUGUGGGUGGAGCAGGUGGCACCCAAACGGACGCUCGCGACUUAUAUCCCUUCACUGCAUCUAAUGUAUUUGGAACGGAAAAAACUAGGCCUGCACCUAAUGACGCUACAGGCCACAGAAGGUUCCCUGCACUUCAGUAUAGACACUAUGUCCGGCACGUACCCAAUUGAUCAUUAUCUCUCACUACUGAAAGUUGGUGGCAUGAUGGUCCUUCUCAGCUUCCCUAGUGAAAUCAAAGUGCAAGCUGCAAAUCUGAAUCUUAGUAAUGUUUCUUUCACAUAUAUUGCUGGCCAAAUCUGGAAGGAAGAGGCAACAAAGGGAAUUGAGAUGCUUAACCUGAUGUUUUACAUGUGCACGGUGUCUAUCAGGUAGCGUAACUGGUGGUACAAAGGAUAUCGAGGAGAUGAUCAACUUCUGGGCAGCAACAAAAAUAUACCCGGAGGUUGAUAUGAUCAAACAACUAUAUCGAUGUGGCCCUUCAGAGGCUUAUCGACCAGGAUGACAGAUACCCCUUUGUAGUUGACAGAGAAUCUUUUCAAGUACUGAAGUUAUAGAUUUAGAUUUAGGGACACUGACAGGAUGCAUGGAGUAAUAAGUGAACUCUUAAAUGGAAUACUGAAGACUGGAAGACAUCUAGUACAUUGCCGCAGAGAAGGCAGGUCAUCCAUUCCAAGAUCAUCGCUGGUCCAUGCAUGCAAAUCAAGGAGUAUAGUAUAUAUUAAUUAGGAAGCUAAGCAGCCGCAGGAUUCCCGCCGGCGGGUAUCACGAGAUGAGAUUGAUAUCGUCUGCUAGCAUUCCGCGCUAGCUUCCUGCCUUCACCUAUAAAUUCUACUCCUGACCAGCAGCAUUAUCAAGCAAUCUGAUUACACCCUUCCACACGAAUCCCUUCACUCCAUCCGCCGGCGGCCAUGGAGAUGGAGUCCACCAUCAUCGUGCCCUCCUCGUCGUCGUCGUCAGUCGACUCCAACAUCGGCCCCAUCGCGCUGUCAUCCGACGACAGCGGCGGUGACACCAACAGCAACCGGCUGGCAGCGGCGCGCAAGCGCAAGAGGCUGGGCCCGACCUACAAGCUCUGGGGCUUCGGCGACGAGCGCACCAUCCUCAUGGAGCUCGCCGCCGGCCUCCGCGAGUCCGGCCGGCUGCCAUUGCCGUUCGAGCUCCUCCGCACCCUGGAAGCCAAAGGCGUUCUCAACCGGCGGAACGUCACCCGCGAAGAAAUCAGCAGCAAGCUCCACGGCCUCAAGACCAAGUUCCUCUCGGCCAUCAACAAGGGCGGCCCGGGCCACAAAUCCCGCGACCAGAAGCUCUACGAGCUGUCCAAGGAGGUCUGGCCGGAGUUGCUCCUGAAGGCGCCGGAGCUUAUUUGAUUUCCCUUCUCUAUUAAAGUUACCAAUUAUCAGUUGCCACAACUCUCUUCGGUUAAAUUAAAAAUGCCUAUUUCCUUCAUCAA